Linum tenue is the source of this 1196-nucleotide messenger RNA. The record is from the annotation of a GenBank genome assembly. Lineage: Eukaryota; Viridiplantae; Streptophyta; Magnoliopsida; Malpighiales; Linaceae.
GAUCAUUGGUCCCCCGAGCCCACCCAAAGCGAACUGACAAAAUGGCACCGAGAGAAGCAACCUUGCCCCUAUCUUCUUCCUAUCCCUAAUCUUCCAUUCUCCUCUUCAUCAGUCUCUCCUCGACUACUCCCGCAGCCAUGUCGCCACCGGGUCCCGUCAUCGAAGCCGUUGAGCCUGAGACCACCGAGCAGGUCGUCGCCGUCGAAGAGAAGAAGAAGCUCGCUCCUUCUCAGAGCGAUGAGCCCAUCGUGGAGGACGUAAAGGAAGAAGACGAUAAGGACGACGACGACGAUGAGGAUGAUGACGACGAUGACGAUGACAAGGAGGACGACUCCCCUGGUGCUAAUGGCAGCUCGAAGCAAAGCAGAAGUGAGAAGAAGAGCCGUAAGGCGAUGCUGAAGCUCGGCAUGAAGCCUGUCACUGGUGUUAGCAGGGUCACCAUUAAGAGAACCAAGAACAUACUAUUUUUCAUCUCGAAGCCAGAUGUGUUCAAGAGCCCGAACUCCGACACCUAUGUCAUAUUCGGUGAGGCCAAGAUUGAAGACUUGAGCUCCCAGCUGCAGACCCAGGCAGCCCAGCAGUUCAGGAUGCCCGACAUGUCCUCCAUGCUACCGAAAUCCGACCCUGCUGCAAUCGCUGCUGCGGCGACGCAGGCGGACGAGGAAGAGGAAGAGAUCGACGAGACCGGAAUCGAGCCUCGGGAUAUCGAUCUGGUCAUGACACAAGCGGGAGUUUCGAGGGCCAAGGCUUGCAAGGCCCUCAAGACCCACAGCGGUGACAUUGUCAGCGCCAUCAUGGAACUCACCACUUAAAGAGAGACUCUGAACUAUCCAGCAAGCGACUCUGGUUUUUUUUUUUUUUUGGGAUCUAGUUUAGAAUUGCUCCUCUUGUGACAAGAGUUAUCUAUUUGUUUCUUCAUUUGCGAAGAACUUGGAAUCUUUCCGUGAAGUUUUUUUGGGUAGAGACUGGUACCGAGUUAUAGACGGCAUUAUGUGUCCCAUCUUUAAUAUCAUCUCUUUGUCAAAUUGCAUUGGAUCAGCCAAUGUUUGAGAAUUGAGUGGGAUGUCUUGGUAAUUGAAACAGUAUCGAUUAUCAUAUGAUUGACGGCGGGGCGGGCAUGGGUACCUCUCGUCAAUUCAAUCUGCUCUAAAAUUGAAACAAUAUCGAUUAUCAUAUGAUUGACGGCUUAUGUUAAU